Messenger RNA from Mesoplodon densirostris (Blainville's beaked whale), 1570 nucleotides. It is a transcript of the gene KDELR3, whose product is annotated as KDEL endoplasmic reticulum protein retention receptor 3. Gene Ontology annotation, biological process: protein retention in ER lumen; endoplasmic reticulum to Golgi vesicle-mediated transport. Lineage: Eukaryota; Metazoa; Chordata; Mammalia; Artiodactyla; Ziphiidae. The transcript has 5 exons. The record is from RefSeq and is a predicted model, not a curated record. Bases 183 to 827 code for a protein of 214 amino acids. Gene Ontology annotation, cellular component: endoplasmic reticulum; cis-Golgi network; membrane. Gene Ontology annotation, molecular function: ER lumen protein retrieval receptor activity.
GCAGGCUCGGCCACGUCACCGCCCCGCCAAGAGCGCGCUGGUGGAGCGGCUGCGCCCGGGCGGGAGCGCGGAGCUCGGGGGCGCGGGCAGGGGCGCGGGACCCAGAGGCCGGGGCCGGGGACGUGGCAGCCGCCUCGCCCGCCAGAAAGUUUCCCAGGAGUUGGCUGAGAGCGGGCCGGACCAUGAACGUGUUUCGUAUCCUGGGCGACCUGAGCCACCUCCUGGCCAUGAUCUUGCUCCUGGGGAAGAUCUGGCGCUCCAAGUGCUGCACGGGCAUCUCCGGGAAGAGCCAGAUCCUUUUCGCUCUCGUCUUCACCACCAGGUACCUGGACCUGUUCACCAACUUCAUCUCCAUCUACAACACAGUAAUGAAGGUGGUUUUUCUCCUCUGUGCCUAUGUCACGGUGUACAUGAUCUAUGGGAAAUUCCGGAAAACAUUUGACAGUGAGAAUGACACAUUCCGCCUGGAGUUUCUUCUGGUCCCAGUCAUUGGCCUCUCCUUCCUUGAAAACUACAGUUUCACUCCUCUGGAGAUCCUCUGGACUUUCUCUAUCUACCUGGAAUCAGUGGCCAUCCUGCCCCAGCUCUUCAUGAUCAGCAAGACUGGAGAGGCUGAGACCAUUACUACUCAUUACCUGUUCUUUCUUGGGCUAUACCGGGCCCUCUACUUGGCUAACUGGAUCAGGCGGUACCAGACUGAGAAUUUCUAUGACCAGAUUGCAGUGGUGUCUGGGGUAGUACAAACCAUCUUCUACUGUGACUUCUUCUACUUGUAUGUGACCAAAGUCCUUAAAGGAAAGAAGUUAAGUCUUCCAAUGCCAAUUUGAAGGUCCUCAAAGAUGUUCUACACCUACACCUUAACAUGGACACGAAGCAAACUAUUUGAAGUGUUCUCCUGGGUGACUUUUACAUGACUGAGACCAAAUGUUAAAACUGAAGUCAGAAAAAUGCUUAGUGUGGAAUUCAGCAAAGUGCUGAUCAUUCUAUCUAGAAGACCUUCUCAUCAGUAUCUCCCUCAUAGAGGUAAUUAAACCUUGGGCCAAUUACAUAAGUAUGGUACCCUCACAAUGUUAACUGGACCUUCAUAAAAAACCUUAGGUGUUUAACCCAUGAAUGGAUCAAGUCAACUAUUACUCUCUAAGGCCCUAGUGUGAGACUCAUGCUAAGGAACAGCCAAUCCCAAUCUGGAAAUAUACCCUGCUGUGUAUAAGGCAAAAGCCCCAAAUGAAGAUCACAGACAGUCCUAAGUAUCAGGAGUGUACUGUUGUGAUUAAUUUUACUUUCCAGGUAGGAGACCAUCAAGUUUAGGGAGUCAAGAUACAGAGGUGAUAUGACAGGUGGGAAAUGUUAUGAGGAAACAAAUACCCCAGGCUUUACCUACUAGGUACUGUCUUGUUGCUUCAUGACUCAAGUUUUCGCACUAAGAACAAUUAAUCCCACCCCACCUUGCACAUUUUUAGGUGCUAAGGUGUUAGUCAAUCAACAUGGUCUUGAAGCCAAUAAAAACUCAUAAGAGACUGUCACUGGCCUGUAGUCAGAAUUUUUUAAGCAAUAAAAAUCUCACACCUUA